This is a messenger RNA of Punctularia strigosozonata HHB-11173 SS5, 2085 nucleotides long. Its product is annotated as glycoside hydrolase. NCBI's taxonomy places the organism in Eukaryota, Fungi, Basidiomycota, Agaricomycetes, Corticiales, Punctulariaceae. The transcript has 9 exons. Bases 1 to 2085 code for a protein of 694 amino acids. Gene Ontology annotation, molecular function: beta-N-acetylhexosaminidase activity. Gene Ontology annotation, biological process: carbohydrate metabolic process. The record is from RefSeq and is a predicted model, not a curated record.
AUGAUCGCACCCAUAGUGCUUCUUCGUUUGUCGACAUUGUCUCUCCUGUGCAAUUUAGUGGCAGUUUUGGGAGCCAAACUGAACCUGGAUGUCCUGCCAAAACCGCUAUCGUGGACGGUCUCGCCCUCCGGAGCGGUCUUCGACCUCAAACGCCCCUUGUCCAUCGUCGUCGAUAGCGCAUUUGCCUCGGAAUCGACCAACUCUACCCUCAGCCUGAUACCGCCCACUCUCCUCAACUUUGCGCAUACUUUCGCUACGGACGUCGAAAAUACGUACGGGUCGAGAGCGUCGGUCAUCACCGCCCAUUCCGCACUCUCGACGGGCAUUUUCUUGACUGUCGCCCCCACAAACCUCACCUUGGCCGAUGGAUCUCCCUCAACAGAAUCGUACACCAUAUCGUCUUCGUCAAAACUCGUCUCCGUCAGCGGUGCGUCACCGCUGGCCGUCUUUUGGGCUACACGCACGAUACUGCAAACCGCCGUGUUGAACGAUGGGAUCUUCCCCGCCGGCGAUGUUCUGGAUGGACCGGAUUAUGCUAUACGGGGUCACAUGUUGGAUGUAGGGCGUCAUUGGUACUCAGCGGGGUAUCUCACUGAGAUCUGUUCUUACCUGAGCUACUUCAAAAUGAACGAGUUUCACCUGCAUCUCAGUGACAACGCAAACCCCAGCGAGUGCGUGUUCCGUUCUCCCACAAAAUGGCUCGAAUAUUACGCCCGAUUCCGCCUUUACUCGGACAACCCCGCCUUUGCCGGUCUUGCAUUGAAGAACGAAUCGUACGAUCGUCAGACGUUUGACAAGCUGCAACAAGAUUGCGCGGCUCGUGGGGUGACGAUUAUCCCGGAAAUUGAAGCACCAGGGCAUUCGGUACGUUUGGCUCGACAUCUCCCAUACUGGGACACCUCCGGAAGAUGGCCUACGCUGUUGAACCUGACGAUUCCGGCGUCCACGUCCAUCGUCGAGGACAUCUGGACGGAAUUUCUUCCCUGGUUCCACUCUACAGAGGUCUCUAUCGGAGCAGACGAGUAUCCUUCCGACCUUGCGAACGAGUACGUCACGUUCGUGAAUGCGUUGGACGAUCAUAUCCGUUCUACGUCACACAAAGCGAUUCGCGCUUGGGGUACGAAAGAGCCGUCGACGACCAUGAGCAUCUCGAAGGACGUGACUAUCCAGCAUUGGGCCCUCUUCGACGACGACCCGGUUGAGGUGGUCAACGACGGAUACCCGAUCAUCAACAGCCAGGACUGGGUCUUUUACGUGGUGAUCAAAUACAGUACAUCGUACCCGCCGCCUGCGAAUAUCACCAGGUUCUUCAACUUUGGCCAACCGUCGACCGGGCUCACCUGGAACGCGUCUCUGUUCAACUAUACCGACGCGGCCCACAACCCGUCGCCCUCGACUCCCCUUCUUCGCGGAGCCAUCGCCCCGGUGUGGAACGACAACGGGCCUGCCGCAUCGACUGACCUCGAGCACUACUACGAGACCAGGGAGCUCAUCCCCGUCUCUGCAGCGUUGUCAUGGGGCGCGCAUGGCUUGACCCAGGAGGUCUUCGAGGGGACCGUGAGCAACUUCUUCACUACGGCGCCGGCGCAAAACCUGGCGAGGGUGGUGAAGAGCGAAGGUCCCACGAUUUUGCAGUACGACUUUGUUUCUGGAAGUCUCGAGGACAAGAGCGGGAACGGGUACAAUGCGCAGAUCGGUGGCCACGGGGCCCACUUCACGGAUCAGGGCCUGGUGUUGACGCCGAGUUCGUCGCUCGAGACGCCACUGGGCUCGAAGGGUCUCAACCACACGUACACGAUCUCGCUGGCACUGUCGAAGCAUGCGACCGUGAGGGUGAGCGGGCCGGACACCGUGCUGACCCUUCGGGACGGUCAGGCGCCUACGAUGCGCGCCUCGAACGGCUUCGAUUACCCGCUGCGGGAUCUGGCCACCAACGCGACGCUGCCCGUCGGUCUCACGAAAGGCACGACGAUCACGUUCGCGACCACCGAGCUGGCGGGGACGGAAGCGUGGCAGGACGGACGCAAGAUCGGCGCCUUCAACACGCCGCUCAGCCACUUUUUGAACGCGACGUACUAUGCGUGA